UUUCCACAGCCAAAGAAUCCUGCAGAGGUGGAACGACUUUUUACAGAAAUGAUGAGUGCGCGAGAUUUGUUCAGGCAGAUGCCAGACGAGUCGCGCAGACAGCUCCUCAACAAGCCACUGCCGGUGAAGUGGCAGAUGGUGCAUGCAGAUGCCAUGACCGUGUGGCGCGAUCAAGUACAGCGGAGAGCAACCGAGUCUGUCAGUUCGGGUUCGAGUGGCAAGGGGACGCCAGACUGGUAUGUCAAGCGCAUUGUCGAUCAAACGCUCAAGCCUGCACAGUAUACAGCGCUGAACGUGUGUCUGCGUACUCUGCAGGUAAGCUGGGUGAGAGAAUUCAUCGAGAACCAGGGUCAUAUUGCCUUAUCUACGGCGCUCGGUCAGAUCAACCAGCGGCAAUCGAGCAGAGAGGACGAUCUCACCAAAGAGCAUGAAAUACUCAAGUGUCUUAAAGUGGUCUUGAAUAAUCAGAAGUACGGAGCUGAGGAGACUGUCAGCCAUCAACGAUGCAUCGACAAUAUCACCACGUCUCUCAUUUCGCCAAAUCUUGCUUCGCGCAAGCUUGUGGUCGAUAUUCUUUCCUUCUUUUGCGCCUGGCGUGAUCCAGUCACGAGCCGCAAUACGGGUCAUGAGAAGGUCCUGCUCGCCUUUGACAGGCUCUGCGAGAUAACGGCGACCACAACACGAUUCGAGUCUUGGAUGUCUAUCGUUGAACACACGAUUGACGGUAGAGGUAUCGCUGGAUCUCGCGUUGGCGCUUCAGAUGAGUACAAGUCUGGCGGGCACACUCGCGACGCAAACCUCAUGGAGUACGCGCUGUCAAGUGCUAUGCUUGUGAAUCAAGUUGCCAACAAUGCCGAUCAACUGCAAAAUCGGGUCCACAUACGUACUCAGCUCAAGUUGUGUGGUUGGCCACGAAUCGCCGCAAAGCUGUCUGCCAUGGGGUACGACUUGAUUGAACGACAACUCAUUCGCUAUUUUGACAAUGAAGAGCAAGAUCUCCAAGAUUUGGCAGACUUCGACAACCAGACCGACAUCCGCGAUAUCGAUAAUCCAGUCGAGAUUGUACAGGGCAUCUGGUCUCGUCUUGACGCGACCAAGGCGCAGGACUACUUUCUCAGUACGCUUCAGCAUUUGUUGCUCGUCAGGGAGUCGGACGAUGAGAGAACUAGGCUCUUUCAGCUGAUUGAUUCUGUCUUGACCAGCAUUGUCAUGGACAGUAUGUCAACACGCCGCGAUGCUUCCUCAGCGCUCGGCACCUCUGUUCGAGAAGUCAUGGGGCGUCUUGCUACAGAUGAAGAGGCGCGCAACGCAAUCGACGAAGCGAGAGACGCCUAUGCGCGGGCCGACCAAAUGGCCCGAGAGCGCGAUCAGAUGGAGAAGGAAAUCUCGCUUGGAGCUGAUGGGCUUGUUCAACAGUUGAAAGAUGAGCUGAAGCAGGCCUACCAGGUUCUGAAGGCAAGUCAGCGGCAAGUCUAUGACUUGAAGCAACAGAUGGAAGCACUGAAGCUCGAGCAUCGCACUAUCAUGCAGUCUCACGAAGUCGAGACGCGGGAGCUGUACAUGAUGAUACGCGAAGGCGGUUCAAAUGUAGACACUGGCAUCAUUGAUCGACAAGUGCUCAUGUCGAAGCUUGAACGUCAACUUGAGCGCAAAAAGACGCAAUUCAAGCUCGAAGGGAGGCGCUGGGGCGAGGACAAGGCGAGGCCAGAUGCAAAGCUUCGGGAACUGCGAGCUCAAAUGGAUCAUUUCGAAAAUGGGCAUCAAAGUGACGAUUCACAGAGCGUCGAUGGCUCGCAAAUCUUUGGUUCCUCAGUGCGCAAAGAGCGAAUCUCCGAUGGCGACGUUGUGCGGGAAAAGCCAAAGAUUAUACAAUUCGCGAAGCCGAAGCCUUUACCAGUUCGGCCGCCGACAGCAAGAACAGAAGAUGUCAGUCAGUACACAGAAGCUAUUUCCAAGCUACUCAAGGAGGAUGGUCCGCCUGGCACGGCAAGUUCAGGACGAACGAACAGCUCUGGCCGAGCCAUCAGCUCCGCGCCAAUAUACUCCAACGGAGCCUUUUCAAAAUCGGCCGAUAGCUUGGUGCCACCACCACCACCACCGCCGCCUCCUCCGCCUGGUCCUCCACCUGACCUCACUGGCACUAGUAUGGGCCCUCCUCCACCGCCUCCGCCUCCAGGGCCUGCGCCUAUUAUGAAUGGCUCGUCUAUGCUACCCCCUCCGCCGCCUCCCGGACCUGCGCCAAAUCUCAGUGCACCAGGUCCACCACCUCCUCCACCGCUUCCAGGAACAUCUGGCAUGCCUCCUCCACCUCCACCUCCCAUGCCAGGAGCCUUGGGCAAGACUGGUUUGCCAUUCGUUGAGCCAGGUAAAAGGCAAAUGCCCAUGGUCAGACCGCAAAAGAAGCUGAAGCAAAUGCACUUUGAUAAACUCGAGAAUGGCGCACAAUACACGCUCUGGGCAGAAUCCAAACUGGAUGCAAAUGCCUUGUAUGGGGUUUUGUCCCAACGAGGAUUGCUCGACGAACUGGACAAAUCAUAUGCAAUGCGAGAGAUCCGGCUCAAUCUUGGCAACAGGGGCAAAACAUCAGACAAGAAGGGCUUCCUUUCCAAUGAUGUGAGGCAAAGGAUAGCUAUCGCGUUUCAUCGGUACAACGACUUAACCAUCGACGACUUGGUGGGCAAGAUUUUGCGUUGUGAUGCUGAUCUUUAUACGCCAGAGAUGCUCGAUUUCCUAUCGGAUGAGAAGCUUCGGCAACAAGAUCAAGCAAAGCAAAAGCUUUUGCCGUAUACAGCAAAUUGGCUGGAGAAUGGCAAUCGAGUUGAUGCAGAGAAAGAUCCAGCAGAGCUGCGGCGCGAGGACCAGCUAUACAUGAUGACCUUUGUCGAACUGCAACAUUACUGGUUGCGGCGCAUGCAGGCUCUCAAGUUGAAGGAUGAUUUGGAGCGCAACUACAAGGACUGGACAGAUCAGAUUGACUUGGUCACGAAGACUGCACUCUCUUUACGGAAUUCUCAAUCAUUCCGAGAAGUGCUCAAUGUUGUCCUGCACCUUGGUAACUACAUGAAUGACAUUGGCAAGCAAGCUGAAGGUUUCCGGCUUGGCACACUUGCGCGAUUACCCUUGACCAAGAACGAUGCAAACAACAAGCAGACUUUCAUGCACACAGUUGAGCGCGUCAUCCGCAUUCUGUACCCUCAGUUGGAAGAAUUUCUUGAAGACCUCAAAGACGUGGCAACUGCUUCAAAGGUCAACAUCGAAUCGCUUUCUUCAGAGAUACGCUCUCUCAAUACGAUGAGGUUGGGUAUCGAGCGCGCGUACGAGAAUGGUGUCAUGAGCGAUCGCAAGACACUUCAUCCCAAAGAUCGCGUUCGCCAUGUUAUUGAGCAAUUUCUGCCCGGAGCCAUCAAGAAGACUGACUUCCUGACAACGCUGCUCGAAGAUAUGCAGUCAUCCUUUGAGAAUUGUCUUAUUUACUAUGGCGAAGAGCCAAAGGACAAUCUCUCUCGCCAGCAAUUCUUCCAGAAGUUUGACAUCUUUGUUCGGGACUACAAGCGCGUCAAGAAGGAGAACUUUGACAUGGAAGAAGAAGCGCAUCGAGCUGACAUGCGGCGCAAGGCCAUGACGAAAGCAAGCCAGAAGAACAUCAUGGAAGCUGCUUUGCAACCUGCAUCUGCACCAAAUCAUGCCGUCAUGGACAAUUUGUUGGAGAAGCUGCGCAGCGGACCUGAUGUUGAGUCUCGCAAAACGCGCCGACGC
Molecule: messenger RNA, 3756 nt
Organism: Protomyces lactucae-debilis
Lineage: Eukaryota; Fungi; Ascomycota; Taphrinomycetes; Taphrinales; Protomycetaceae
Exons: 5
Biological process (GO): actin filament bundle assembly; barbed-end actin filament capping; mitotic actomyosin contractile ring assembly
Cellular component (GO): cell division site; mating projection tip
Molecular function (GO): actin binding; small GTPase binding
Source: RefSeq, a predicted model, not a curated record